This is a messenger RNA of Scophthalmus maximus (turbot), 1459 nucleotides long. RefSeq names its product transmembrane protein 106A (gene tmem106a). The transcript is spliced from 8 exons. NCBI's taxonomy places the organism in Eukaryota, Metazoa, Chordata, Actinopteri, Pleuronectiformes, Scophthalmidae. The coding region runs from base 225 to 956 and encodes 243 amino acids. The record is from RefSeq and is a predicted model, not a curated record.
GUCUCAAGGACGGAGAGUCGACGAGAAGCUGCGUUCAGGGACCCGCCGCCGAGAGGAGCAGCAGGAGGAAGUGAUCCUCCCUGGUUCCUUCUCACUGCGUGGAGCUGCUGUAGAGACAGAACACAGUGUCCUCUGCUGUUCCAUAAAUCAUAAAGGAGUUCAUGUUCGUCCUCUCACACCGGACGACAUCUUCUGGACUUUGAACCCAGGGGCUGUCAGGAGACAUGGAUUCACCAGGACAUGACGGCCCCGAUCUGACGAACGGGAUGGAGAAGACGAGCACGCUGAAGCACUUUCCUCCUUACGGAUCCAUGGGUGGAAACUCGACUGGCGACACCUGCCCCACGUGUCGGGGAACCGGGCGGAUUCCCAGAGGUCAAGCAGAUCAGCUCGUAGCUGUGAUAUCGUGUAACGAUGUCAGACUGAAACCGAGACGCACGAAGCUGUACGUGUGCGCCUCCAUGGCCGCGUGUGUCUGUCUCUGCUGUCUCAUCCUCUUCUUCCUCUUCCCCCGGAGCAUCACCCUGACGCCCGUGUCCGUGCUGUCGGUCAUGGUCUACUUCCACCCGGACACCGUCAAUGUGCAGGUCACAAAUCUCAUCAACGUCACCAACGAGAACUUUGUGCCGGUCCAGAUCGUGGAUUUCAACGUCCAGAGUGUGGUCGCCGACAUCGUCCUGGGCAAGAGCAAGAUCUUAAACAUGACCGCCAUCCCGUCCCGCUCGCAGAAGUCGUACACCAUUCGAUUUGAUCUGCCCAUAAGCGACAAAGGACUUAAUUCUUAUUGCAAGUCGAGCUCUAUCAACAUUCACAUGCUUUUCAUGGAGUUGCAAAUGACGCUGAACAUUUCCUACCUGUCCCACACGGAGCAGCUGUCCCUGAACGCCUUCGAGUACAUCGACUGUGGCACCAACUCGACGACCCCUCAUCCCGUCAGACGUGGGAUCGUGAAAUAAUGAAUAUUCAUGGACGCAUUGGACCUUUAACUCUUUGGUACAGGAUGUGUGAACGAUGACCGCAGAGAAAUACACAUCUGAUCUUGUUCUGUAUGUCGUUUUAGCAUACCUGAAGAUUUUAAAUCAAUCACUACCAAGUUCUGAUUUUAAAAAGUAGGUGGAUUAAAAUCCUCAACAUCUUUUUUGUUGUUGUUGUUGCUCUCAUUCGUUUGAGACGUGCCUGUAAAUCUUUUCUUCUUUUUUUAAAUGUUUAAUUAUGUAUAUUUUAUAAAAAUGGAAUUGAUUGCACAAGAGCUUAUUUCAUUUGCAGGACUCAGGAUGUUGAUCACUGAUAAUCGUGUCAUUUUGCACUUUAUUCAACUUUUGGCAUUUAAGGUUCUGCAUGUUAGAAAUGUUAAAUUUUUUGGGGGGCAAAUCUUGUGUAUUUGUGUUUAGCACCUUGGACCAUUUCGUUCCCAUAAAUUCUGUACAUGCUAACGACUAAUAAACAAAUGUUGAAAUGA